Messenger RNA from Encephalitozoon cuniculi GB-M1, 1809 nucleotides. RefSeq lists its product as uncharacterized. Lineage: Eukaryota; Fungi; Microsporidia; Unikaryonidae. The transcript has a single exon. The record is from RefSeq and is marked provisional. Bases 1 to 1809 code for a protein of 602 amino acids.
AUGAUAAUUCUAAUGAUCAUGGAAUGUCUACAUGCUAUGCAGAACGAGCUGACGAGCAGGUGCCAGAAGUAUGGGAUAAGCCUGAAUGAUUGCCUAAAUUCCGUAUAUAUGCCAAAGAGGGAAUAUGACGAAUAUCUUCAGAGCUUUAAUCUGCCAAUAAUACGCGACUCAAGCUGCACCAAAGGAAGAUGCAUGGCUGUAGUCUACAAGGAUAUGAACCGAUGCAUGAACUGUAGGAAGGAGCAGUGCAGGGACGAGUGUGGAGAACUUGAAUGGAUGAGGGAGGAUCUCGCUAGUAGAGCAGCCGGUGCGUACCAGAGAGAUGCAGAAUCUCAGAUUCCGCUUAUCCAUGUGAUUCACCACAAAGAAGCAGACCGCAGGACUGCAGGGAUGCCCAGAAUAACAGAAGCCCCGUCGGUAUCCUAUAAAAGCAUCACGGUGAUUGAAACAAAGACAGAGACAGUUUCUGAACAGCCGGUGACUUCUUCGAGAAGUGAGGAAAGGCAAGAUACCCGUACAUCCGAGGCUAGUACAAUCCAUGAGACUCAAAGAGAAGAGACAAAAACAGUCUUCAGAACCGUUGAAGUUCCUCAAGUUCUUGAAAGGACUUCCCGCGAGGCUCGGCCUGGAAGAUCAGAAAUACAGAUGAAGCGGGGAGACAACGAUAGUAAGGCUUUGCCAGAGGACAGCGAGAACUCUCGUGCGAUUCCGGUUUCUAUAAAGCGCUCCAAGUUUAAGUACAGCUUGCCUGAGUUGGAGAAGAUGGAUGACGUCUCUGAAGAUGAGAGGGGAGUUGAAGACGAAAAGAAAGAAAAGAGUGAGCCAACAGUUGUGACAGUCACCAGAGUAUUCUACAAGACUAUUAGUGUUGAAAAGCCCAUUACGCUGUACAGAGAAGUGACGACAACAGUUAAGAAUGAGGUUCCCAUCAUCAACUAUAAAUUAACAACUGUCAGGGAGAUUUCCACAGCAACAAAGACAGAGAGUAGCACAAAAACAGAAACUGUUGUACAGACGCAAUAUUCCAUGAUAAUAUCUACAAAGACCCAGUAUAACCAGGAAGCAUCGUCAUCAAGAGAAGUGAGCAUAUCCACGGGACCACGCACCGUUUCUUCUGAGACAUCAAAGAAGGACGACGGAGGCCAUAAGGACAUAAAGAUUUCCGAGGCUCCUGGGAAGGAGGAAAGGGCGACUACAUCUCCUAGUGUAGUAUAUAGAACGGUGACAAAACCGGCCACCUCAAUAUUAACAGUUACAAAGAUACAAGAGAAGACAAUGCAAUUGGAGUUGGGCUCUGGUGAAAUCCACGACUCUGCCUCCCAGAAGAAGGAAAGCACCUCUGCCAAUACCAUAGGGUCCUCUCCUGUGGCAUCCCUGAUAUGUACAGAGAAAUGCUCUACUGCUGGAGUCUUGAGCUCUUCGGGAAAGAAUGAUGUGGCUUCCUCCACAGUGGGUGUUCCAGCACCGGCUACCCAAAGCCUUGUUUCUGCAGGAAGGCAGGACAUAAUAGCCGAGCUUCUCCCGCUAGUCAGGAAAGUACUAAUAGAGGAUGCUGAGGAGACAAAGCCUCCAAAGUCCUCUAAGAAAAGCUCUUCUGCAGAAAUGUCAAACGACGUGACAAGGACGGUAACAAAAACAGUGGUGAGAACCAUCGAGAGAGAAGUAAGAAACAAAGGUGGACAUAAAACCAUCUAUAGCACUGUCUAUUCGUACAAGAAGAAGCCGAGCUGCAGAAAGGGGGUGGAGGGGAAGAAAAAGAGGGUGUGCAAAGAUGCGGAAGAAGAGCUUGUUACCACGGUCUAUGUUUGA